This is a messenger RNA of Anisakis simplex (herring worm), 2775 nucleotides long. The record is from the annotation of a GenBank genome assembly. NCBI's taxonomy places the organism in Eukaryota, Metazoa, Nematoda, Chromadorea, Rhabditida, Anisakidae.
AUGGCUAGUGGUGAUUGUGUUAGUAGAAGCGAAUGUGCUACAGCAAGAGUAACAGAAGGAACAGAUAGAUCGAAUGUGAUUAGGUGUGAACUGAGUGGUCGAAGAGUUGCACUAGUGGCUUGUGGAUCGUUCAAUCCACCAACAUUCAUGCACUUGAGAAUGUUCGAACGGGCUCGUGAUUACUUGGAGAAGACACACAAUUGCGUCGUUGUUGAGGGAAUUCUGAGUCCAGUAGCCGAUACGUUUGCAAAAGCGGAUUUGAUCAGUGCUGAGCAUCGACUUCAAAUGGUUCAAUUGGCUGUGAGAAAUUCAACAUGGUUGAGAGCAGAUGGUUGGGAAUGUUCACAAGAGAAUUGGACAAGAACGUUAAAUGUUUUGCAACAUUUCAACAAAUACUUGGAACGUAAGUAUGGUAAUUGCUCGAGCACGGUGCGUUUAAUGUUGUUGUGUGGUGGCGAUGUGGUGGAAAGCUUCGCGAAAACGGAUAUGUUUGGAAAUCGAAUUUGGAAACCAGAUCAUAUCGAGCAGAUUGUUCGGGAUUAUGGAUUGGUGGUCAUCACCCGGUCAAAUAGUGACCCUAUGAAAACGGUUUAUAUGGUGGACGUUCUGCGAAAAUUGCAGAAAAAUAUCCAUAUAAUCGAAGAUGAAACAUGUCCGAAUAAUAUCAGUUCAACUCGACUGAGAAUAGCCAUCAGACGUGGCGAAUCAAUUAAAUACUGCACAGAUGAUGAAGUUAUCAAUUAUAUUCAAAGGCAUCAACUCUAUUCAAAAUCGUCCGUUCAUCGCUCUUGUCCAACUUCUGUUAGCACUACAGCGACAACUGCUAGUCCUAUAUCUGAUGCUGCGGGACUGCCAGUAGCACCAGCUACAAAGGUAAUGAGCACAUCAUCAAGUUCAUCUCCAGCUUCAACCGAUACUGUGAUUAAAGGUCCUCCGAAAACACUCUCAGGUCGUUCCCCUCCUGAACCACCGAAACGAAUGUCUUCCAUUGUGGCACAAAAAAACCUCUUUUAUCAACUUCCCGCUGCUGCUACAACGUUACCAGAAGAAAGUGCAGCAUCAGAAACUAUAUGGUAUCCAUCAUUAACGGAAGAACGACAGGAUAAAAAUGAGGCGAAUACGAUGAUUGAUUCAAGAAAGUUAUUGUUUCAUCAGUUAACUGAAACUGAUGAAAAAGUGGUAAUUGGUGAACGAGAUGAAGAAGAACUACAACAAGAAAAACACGUUUUUAGCGAUAAUCGUGUUGGCAAAUCUUCACGAGAAUUAUCGUUACCAUCAGAUAUUUGUAAAAGAGAUGACAUUCGACGUUAUCAAUAUGAAGAGCAUUAUCCACCAUCGGCAUCAGCAUCAUCAGUUUCAUUAUCUCAGCCAGCGUCAUCAUUAUUAAAGCUCAAACCCAUAUCGUUGCCCGAUGAUGAUACGAAAUUAUCGCAAAGAGCAGAAACGUCGAAAAAAGCAACAAGUAUUUUAACACCUGCAGAGGAGUGUUGCCUUCCAUCAAAGUCUUCAUCACUUCCACUGUCUAACCAUUCAUCUUCCUCCGAACAUAGCAAUAAUCAAAGAAAUAUUAACGAUACUAAAAACGAUGCUACCAAUCAAGAUGAACGAAAAGCGCAACAAGUUGUAGUCGAUCACAUAUCAACUCCAUUGCCGAAGCACUUGCCAAUGCAAUCGCAAACGCAAACACUUAUGGGCAUCGCUCCGAUUUCAACAACCACUGUGAAAAUGCCUAAUUUAAUCGCACCCUCAACACGCUCAAUCUCAACACUCCAGCAGAAACAGCCUGCAAUCGCGGCACAAACAACGUCAUCUGAAGAGGCAUGCGCUGUUGGUGUUGGUUCAUGGUAUCGACAAUCAUUAGAAUCACCUAAUUAUGAUAACGUUACUCUGGAUGAAUUGUUAGCUGCAAGCACGAGUUGGACGGAAUAUUUAUCUGCUCAGCGAGAUGAGCAACAUAGUUAUCCAAGACAAAGAACUGAAGAAGCGGGUCUGAUGAUGAGCAGUGGUUAUUCAUUGGAUAGUGGUGACGUUCACAGCGAUACGGCUCGAGAGCACCAUCCUCAUGGUCAUCAACAAACGCAUAAUUCAUCAUGUUUGCAUAGUGCCACUCAACGACCUCAAUUACAACUGCAUUAUAUUGCUAAUUCUAAUCAAAUACCACCAGGACAGUUGAUUGCUGAUCCAUGCGUAUCAACUGCUGAUACUGAUUUUAUCACCAACACAGCUCUCACAAGCCGUACAGUCCCUUCACAUUGGCGAGAAGGAGUUGAGCAAGCGAGAAGUUUAUCGGCUCCACAACGUCGUUCAAUUCGUUUUGCGUGUGGUGGUGAUCAAGGAAUAAUGCAAAUGGGUUUGAGUACAGAAUGUAUUAAUAAAGUGGACGAUGAAGCGUCAUGUUCUCGUCGACUUGAACCAACAUCCACGGUGAAUGAAAGUAGAGGAGAUAUUGCUGGCGCUACUCCACAUCAACGAUCACCAUCUUUCGGUCGUAUAUCAUCGACUGAUGCGAAUUUGAGGACAACGUCAUCUGACGGAGAUGUUGAGCAUCAGGGUGUUGAUGAUAAUGAUAAGGAUGAUGAAAGAGCAAUGCCCAUUUGUGAUCAAUCAGCAACAACCAACACGCAUUCAAGUAGUAUUCAUAGUAGUAGUAUGAGUAUGAGCUCACGUAGUGCUAUCAGCCCAACAGCUGCCACAGCGAGCAGUUCGGGUGGAGCGAAUGUGACGCUUACCUACCGCAAAUAUAAAUUAUCAAAUACACCUGAAACGACGGUUUAA